Molecule: messenger RNA, 965 nt
Organism: Rubroshorea leprosula
Lineage: Eukaryota; Viridiplantae; Streptophyta; Magnoliopsida; Malvales; Dipterocarpaceae
Source: the annotation of a GenBank genome assembly
UCAUCUUUCUCUUCUCUAAACUUCAAUCUAUUUCUGAAACCCUUUUUUUGAUGUCCUUUUCUCUUCAUAGCAUCACCGGUGUUGUUGCCUGGUUUAUUGUUUGCUGAAAUCUUGGGAGAAAGAUGCAGAUGUAAAACACAUGGAAAAAUCAAUGAGAGUAAAGUUCCACAAGUAUUGGGGUACUCCUAUAGAGAUGAACAAAAGCAUUUUCCAUGCUAUAGUCCUUGAUCCAAGGAACAAAUUAGGGUUUCUUGAAUUUUUAUUGAUGAAAGUGUAUGGUAAAGAUAAAGGAAUGCAAUAUGGUAAAAUGGUUUAUUUUGAAUUGAAGAUGUUGUUUGUUGAGUACAAGAGAAUGGUUUUUGGUGGUGGAAAAGGUCAAACUAUAGUUCAAGAGGGUAGUUAUAGUGUUAGUGAUGCACUUAAUGAAAGUGAGCCCAAGUAUAAAAGCAAGCAACACCUUAAGUUUGCUUACAAGAGGUUCAAAAUUGAGAAUGGGCACAUGUCAGAAAAAACUGAGUUGGAUAAGUAUUUGGAAGAGGAUGUUGAGGGUGAUAAUGAUGAUUUUGACUUACUUGGAUGGUGGAAGUUAAAUGCUUCAAGGUUCUCUAUCUUGUUAGUAGUGACUAGAAAUGUUUUGGCUUUUUCGGUUUCAACUAUUGCUUUUGAGUCAACUUUUAGCACAAGAGGAAGAGUUCUUGAUGGCUUAGAUGAUCUCUGACCCCAAGAAUGGCACAAACCCUUAUUUGUGCACAAGACUAGUUGUGGAGUAAGUUAAGAAUAGUUUUUGAAGAAGAAGACUUGGAUCUUCUAGACAACCUCGAGAAAGAUUUGAUUUUCUAAUACUACUUUCUUCUAUUUCAACACGAAUUGACUCUAUGUUCUAUUUCUCUCUGCAGAAUAUGACAAACUCCAUAUGGAUUUUGUUGACUCAAUGUACUCCAAGAUGGGGGUGAAUUGGACUACCA